Corythoichthys intestinalis (scribbled pipefish) is the source of this 9259-nucleotide messenger RNA. RefSeq names its product POC5 centriolar protein homolog (Chlamydomonas) (gene poc5). The record is from RefSeq and is a predicted model, not a curated record. The coding region runs from base 261 to 2321 and encodes 686 amino acids. The transcript has 18 exons. NCBI's taxonomy places the organism in Eukaryota, Metazoa, Chordata, Actinopteri, Syngnathiformes, Syngnathidae. Gene Ontology annotation, cellular component: centrosome.
GAUUUCAAACGAUUUAGGAAGCUUUUGCCAAGCGACAGUCAGCCGGCGCUAAGAAAAGCGUUUGUUUUAAAGUAAUUAAUUCAACGCAUUUAAAAAUCCUAGUUAGUUUUCAUUUUGCUCGCUCGGUUAAAUUGUGUUUUCGAAACGGAACAACGAGUCUGAUAAACACCAAGGAACAUCGCAGUGGCUGCUGCUGGCCGAAAAAAACUUCUUAGAUCCCUCUUCGAAGGUGGCAGAGCAGCAGCUAUAUUCCUGUUUAGAUGUCUUCAGAUGAAGAGGCCAGUGUCCCAGUGUUGCCUCCAGACUCAACAUAUCGCAGCAACUCUCCUUCCACUGAGCUUCAGGAUGAGUAUGAGGACCUCCUCCAAAGUGCUGUGGCUUCUCCAAGAUUUGAUGCUGCCUCUGCUGCUCGCCUCAGGGGGAUCGGCGCAUCUUCUGAUGAACAGAGUUCCCGUAGAGAUUCACAAAUAGCAGACCCUGAUGUUGAAGGCUCUUCAUAUUUAAGAACCCAUCAUGAGAAGGCCAGACAUUCGACUAGUAGAGGUUUGGGAAGCACAGACAGGUUGCAGGAUGCAUCUGAGAGGGGGCAGCAAAGCAAACAAGUUGUCACUGAAACGGAGCUUUUCAUCUCGGAGGAUCAUAUUGGCAAGAUUGAGAACAUUCUGGACACAUGGAAUCAAAAAUUGAAGACCAAUAUUCUGAGAGAGUUGAGGAAGUGGAGGGUGGCCUUUAUAGAGCAACACAGGCGAGAGUUGCAGAAGGAAAGAGAGUUUUUUAUAUCCCAGACUGAGGCCUUUAAGUCGAAGAUCGACAACCUGAAGGACCUGCUGAAAGCCUCUGAGAAUUCUAACAGGAAAAAGGAUGAGAUGAUUAGUAAUCUAUCUGCGGUGAUGGACAGACAAAGACAAAAAAUUGACAAGAUGAGGACCUUCACGCACUGGAGAAUUCAAUACAUUGAGGCUAAAGAAGACGCCCAAUCUUGCCGGGUAGCACAGCAGCACUUCAAUUUGCGUUUGAAGAAGAAGGUGUGGUUAGCAUGGUACCACCUCAUUAAGAAAGAGUGGAAGGACAGGAUGGAAGAGGCAUGCCGUAAAAGAGCUGAGGAAGUGUGCACCCACCUUUCAGAAAAUUAUGAGACGCAGAUAAAGGCGGUGGCUGCAGAGUACAGUGAAUCUCUUGAGACUGCGCAAGCAGAGGUCAAGAGACUGCAGCUUGAACGAGACCGUCGAGAAGUGUGUAUGAGAAAAGCCUUGAUGAGGGGUGUGUGCGCUCUCAACAUGGAAACUCUCCACUUGUUCAAUACCCCAGAUGGAGAACCCCAAGACUCUGAUGGCCAUGAAAACAACUCAUCGCCUGAUGAUGAUCCCGAUGCUGCUGCGUUGGCUUCAACCCAGCCACGUCCACCUCCGUUUGAUGGACCAGGCUCUGCUUCACACCAUGAAAAUGGUGACAGGAUGGGUGGGCACCACAGAACCGGGCAUUCCGGGGGUGGGCGUGGUGGAGCUGGCCACCCUGUGGCCAAGCACCCUGGACCCGGGUACCAUGGAGCUGGGCAGAGUGCAGCUACACACAGUUCAUUCCAACAUGGGUCAGAGACAUCCUUCCAAAAACAAGGCUUUGGGGUGAUUGCCAUCCAACAAAAAACAAAACAUGUUGCCAAGAGUAGUGUGACACCACCUAUGACUUCCACCAGUUUAGAGUUCCAUCAUGCUGUGCCACAGCAAACUCAUGGUCAGGCUACCGCCUCCAAAUUUCUCCAGUCCUCCCAACAGGCUCCUCACACUACUGGAGGCUGGGCUCCAUCCAGAAUGCACCCCAGCACAUACCCCUCACAGGCUUGGGAUGAGCCUCGCAUUUCAACAUUUGAGCAACACCCUGUUGGUAGCCCAGGCUUUGACCACCCACAGUCUUGUACCCACCAUGAGGAGAGUAGGCUGGGCGUGUGGUACACGAGUGAAGUCUUCCCUUCCACCUCCGCUGGUCACAGUGCAUUCCCACAGGGGGGAAGCUCUAGUUUCCACAAACAGACCUCUGGGCGCGUAGUUACAGCUGGCCAACAGAAAGCGGAGAAAACUGUCAAGGCUCGCAUCACAGCACAACCAUUUAUUGGUAAGAGUAUACGCAACAACCAAAGUAUGGGUGCGGCCGCACCUAUGACCACCAUUGUCAUACAACGCCAUCAACCUAUUACAGAGCACACUAUUGGUCAGGUUUCUACAGCCAAAGGUCCUCGCCCCUCCCAACAGGCUCCACGCACGCCCACUGUUGUAAAGACCUCCGCCAAAACAAACGCCAACACUUCCAUCAAAGUAGUAGAUUAAUAAUAUAAGCAUAUACACACAUCAGACAAACUAGCUUAGUCUAAAAUGAAGGAUUUUACUUACUAUGCAACAAUACUACUACAGAUGUAACUCAGCUGGUGAAAGGUGAGUUUUCCUUUUUGUUAGAGGAAUGGAGCAAGAGAAAUCAAGCAAUUAUUCUUGGGAACUUAAUUGAUAUUUGUGGUGCGAUCCACACAUGUAAAACUUUUAACUUAUCUAAUGAGAUUUGUUUCUUAAUUUAUGAUGAAUUUGAUAUAAUGAAAAACGUGCAUUGCAUAUUUUGAAUGUGUCAUUGAGCAGCAAACCAAAGUUUGUACAUGAUCUGGUGCUUUCUGUUUACAAAUUAAAUUAUUUUAGAGUUGUGUCUUGAAAGUAAUAUUAACACAAAAGCAAUCUUGAUCUCGCAUGUCACAAUCAUGAGACGCUGCAGCUCCUACUGCUGAAAUUGUCUGAGCCCAUCCUAAUCUUAUCUGUAAGACAAGAGGGGAGGGAAAACAUAAGAUUCAAACUGGUCCAUGCUUGUUUUUACAUUCCUUUAUAAGCCCAUUAAAAAUAUAUCCGAUAAAAUACCUGCAACUGUGCCAUAUCCUGUGUGGAAAAGGGCUUUAUAAAGUUCUAUCAUAGGACUUUCCACGGCAAAUUCCGCUCCAUGGAACCAGAUCAGCAGCAUCCUGUUGCCAUGUUCUCUGUAGCUGUGCUGACCUGUGAAGAGAAAAACAAAUAUAAGGGUAUUCAUAGAAAAUAUAACACCCCUCGCAUUUCUGUAGAUAUUUAAGUAUAUUUCAUGGGACAACACUGACAAAAUGAUACUUUGACACAAUGAAAAGUAGUCUGUGUGCAGCUUAUAUAAUAGUUAAUUUAUUUUCCCCUCAAAAUAACUUAAAAUAUAGCCAUUAAUAUCUAAACCCCUGGCAAAAAAAGUGAGUUCACCCCUUAGAAACUACAUCUCUAAAUUUCCAAAUUGAGUACUGCUUGUCAUUUUCCCUCCAAAAUGUCAUGUGACUCAUUAAUGUUACUAGGUACAGGUGUGCAUAGGGAGUAAUUCAAAAGUGAUACAGGUAAGCUAGCGAGCUAAUAUCUAAGUGAAAUCCCGUUCAAAUUUAAAAUUGGCUACAAAUAAUUUUUCCUUUUGCUGGUGAUUUUCAUGUUGGUAAAUGAUAAAAAAAAACACACACACAAAAAAAAAAACUUGAUUUCACACUGUUCCUUUUGUUGUUUUCAUGUCUACAUUCUCAUUUUAUUGUCGCAUCCUUGCAUCACAUACUAAAGGUAGUACCCGGGUUACGAAUGAGUUCAGUUCCCACGCUGGCAACGUCACCCAAAUUUCUGCGUAAGUCAGAAUGAACUCUUUAUGUACCCCGAAGUAAAUACCUCUCAAAUCUCAAAAUAACUAUCCAAAAACAUGUAUUAUACGUCAUUGUACUCUCCUCGCAAAGAUGUUUUGAGCUAAGUCCUAGCUAGACAGCGAUCUAAGCUCGGGAAGGACAAUGUCAGACGUGGUUUGCACAUCAACAAUUGCAAAAUGAAACUAAAAUAAAAAUUCAGUCGGCGUCAUCUUCAAUAACAGCAAUUCAAAUGUGCGUUUAUCACUAGCUGCUGAUACAGCAAUAACAAUCCACACAAACGGUUAGCAUAUAUCAGUUAGCGUCCGCACAUCAUCAAAAACAAUCACAUUAAACUCGCGCCAAGUUUUCGACCACAAUUGAAACUCAAAAUAAACAGUACAGAAGGUGUUGUCUUUGUGGAAACUUCACAAGCACUUCACAAGCAACAAAUGUGCGCGCGAGGCUUGCAUCUAUAAUCUGUAAUACCCUCUCUCUCACCCGGGCUGUGCGACUUCUUCGUAGCUUCGUGUACGCAAAUAUGUACGAGACUCCGGCGUCGUAAAGUCGAAAUCACGUAGGUCGGGUACGUCGUAACCCUCACUACCUGUAUUUUCAUGGCAUUUAAUGAGGAAAAUGUUUUUGUAUUAUCUGCGCCGUCUAUGCUAUCUGUAGCUCUAUUAUACUUCCUCAUACUAAGUGCGAGUCAACCUUCCACUAAGCAAACCAGUUUCUUCUCCAAUUAGAUAAGAGGGCUAGCAGUUGAAAGAGUGGAAUAAACCUUGUAAAUUGGGGGCAAACUAGUCCAAAACCUAGUCAUAGAUUUCACUAUCAGUUGACAAGACGGCUCCCACAAACAUUGCACCACACCUUCCCGUUGGGGGCCGACCCAGGCAGAGUGUUUGGCUUUCACUGUGUUAAACUCUUACACUGCGUUCGAAUGCCGGAUUUAGGUGGAAAAAGGACGAAAGUUUUACUGCAAACAAGCAGGCAGGAUUGUCACGAGUGAUUUGGUCGAGGAUUCAAGGUAAUUAUUAUAUAAAAUAGCCCAUGCAUGUACUUUGAAAUGUUGUGGAAAAACGCAUGGAAAAAUAAGCCCAACUUUAGCUCGAAAUAUUUCCAUAAAAUGAAUGAUAACUGGCUGUUUUUUUUUUUUUUUUGCUUUUACUCAAGAAUCUAGAUCAGAGGUGUCCAAACUUUUUGCAAAAGGGGCCAGAUUUGGUGUGGUAAAAAUGUGGAGGGCCGAUCUUGGCCUUUACAUAUGACAAUAUAUUUAAGCAAAUUUUAGCAAGCCAUUCUAUGUGUCACAUUUGCUUUAUUAUUAUUUUUUAAAUUAAUUUAGGGCUGUCAAAAUUAUCGCGUUAACGGGUGGUAAUUAAUUUUUUAAAUUAAUCACGUUAAAAUAUUUGAGGCAAUUAACACACAUGCCCCGCUCAAACAGAUUAAAAUGACAGCACAGUGUCAUGUCCACUUGUUACUUGUGUUUUUUGGUGUUUUGACAUCAACAAUGGCGAACUACUAGUUUAUUUUUUGAUCGAAAAUUUUACAAAUUUCAUUAAAACGAAAACAUUAAGAGGGGUUUUAAUAUCAAAUUUCUAUAACUUCUACUAACAUUUGUCUUUUAAGAACUACAAGUCUUUCUAUCCAUGGAUCACUUUAACAGAAUUUUAAUGUUAAUGCCAUCUUGUUGAUUUAUUGUUAUAAUAAACAAAUACAGUACUUAUGUACAGUAUGUUGAAUGUAUUUAUCCGUCUUGUAUCUUAUCUUUCCAUUCCAACAAUAAUUUACAGAAAAAUAUGGCAUAUUUUAUAGAUGGUUUGAAUUGCGAUUAAUUAAUUUUUAAGCUGUGAUUAACUUGAUUAAAAUUUUUAAUCGUUUGACAGCCCUAAAUUAAUUAUUUCAACAAUCUCGCAACUAGUCUUUGUGGCGUUCUCUUUCGACUCUCGGGCUCUUGCGAAAUGCUGCUGCUGUAAAAUUAAACUAGCUUCAAGUUGCUUCAAUUUCUCGCUACAUAUCUUCCCUGUAAUCUUGUCGUACAUGUCAGCGUGUCUUGUUUGUUAAUAUCGCCUCACAUUGAACUCUUUAAAAACGACUGUCUCUUUGCAAAUGACGCAGACACAGUUGUUGCAUAUUUUAGAGAAGAAAUACAGUAGUCCAAUUUCCACCUAUCCUUGAAGCGUCAGCCGUCACAGUCAACUUUCUUUUUUUUGUUGAUUGUUGCCAUUUUAGAAAUGUGGAAUAAAGGGUAACGCGGGAUAAUGUUGCUUAGAGUGCUGCUGCCUUUUAGUGGGUAAAUGAGGAGCAGCGUUUAGUGUGUAAGCUACUUCAUAUGCAGGCAGCAGUACUGCUGACCAAUUUAUUAAGUCUGUGUGCGGGCCAGACGUUAUUGAAUUUAUGACAGAGGCUGGGGGCCGGAUGAAAUUUGACCACGGGCCGCAUUUGGCCCCCGGGCCGGACUUUGGACAGGUCUGAUCUAGAUUGUUCAAUGUUCAUAUCUAUAGAAAUUCCGGGAUGUACGCAUGUAUUUGCAAGAAUUUUCAUCUUAAAAAGCUCUUUGUUUUGUGCUGGCCACCACAUUGGAUUUCACAAUAGCGUAAUUUUAGCUCGAAAUAUUUACGUAAAAUGAAUGAUAACUGCCCGUUUUUUUGCUUUUAACCAAGACUCUAGACUUUUCUAUGUUCACAUCUAUAGAAAUUCCAGGAUGUACGCAUUUAUUUACAAGAUUUUUUAACUUAACAAGCUCUUUGUUUUGUGACGGCUGCCAUGUUGUAUCCAAACACAGUAGCAUAACUUUACAUUCAAAUGAUCAGGUAAUUUUCAGCCAACUGCCCAUAUUUUUGGGAAAAAUAUAGGAAUUUAGACAUUUCUGCGUCCAUACAAAAAAAAAUGCUUUUUACUUGUUUUAUGUAGGGCUGUCAAAUGAUUAAAAUUUUUAAUCGAGCUAAUUACAGCUUAAAAAUUGUAAUUAAUCGCAAUUCAAACCAUCUAUAAAAUAUGCCAUAUUUUUCUGUAAAUUAUUGUUGGAAUGAAAAGAUGAGACACAAGACGGAUAUAUACAUUCAACAUAUGGUGCAUAAGUACUGUAUUUGUUUAUUAUAACAAUAAAUCAACAAGAUGGCAUUAACAUUAUUAACAUUCUCUUAAAGCGAUCCAUGGAUAGAAAAACUUGUAGUUCUUAAAAGAUAAAUGUAAGUUAUACAAAUUUUAUAUUAAAACACCUCUUAAUGUUUUCGUUUUGUAAAAUUUUCAAUCAAAAAAUUAACUAGCUCGCCCGCCAUUGUUGAUGUCAAUAAUUACACCAUGCUCACUCCCCAAACCCAUAAAAUCAUUUGGGCCCAAGCGCCAGCAGAGGGCGCCAAACAACAAAAAACAAGUAACAAGCAGACAUUACACUGCUGUCAUUUUAAUCUGUUUGAGCGGGGCAUGUGCGUUAAUUACGUCAAAUAUUUUAACGUGAUUAAUUUUGAAAAUUAAUUACCGCCCGUUAACGCGAUAAUUUUGACAGCCCUAGUUUUAUGUAAAAACAACGAGGGCCAGAUAGCCAGCAAGACGUGCCUCCAUGCUGAGGCAAUAGUAACAUCGGAAUUCAACCCAAAUAAGUUUUGAUUGUAUAUAGAAAAAUUCAAAUUUUGCUUUUAUUGAGUAAAUUUAAGAUGAUUCUGCAUGCUUUCCUCAAGUGUUAAGUUUCUGAUGUGAAAACUGAUUUAUUAGCUGUUGAAAACUUGCACUGAAUUUAAAAAAAAAAAAAAAGUUAUUUUUAGUUAUUAAGUUAUUUUAGGACUUCUAUGAUAUGUUAAAUGGGGUUGUUCCAAUCAUGUUUUUUUGCUCCCAGUCCCGAUCGUUUUAGUUUGAGUAUAUGCCGAUCACGAUAUUUCCCGAUCCGAUUGCUGUUUUUUGCUCCCAAUUCAAUUCCAAUCAUUCCCGAUAAUUUUUCCCGAUCAUAUACAUUUUGGCAAUGCAUUAAGAAAAAAACGAAUAAAACUCGGACGAAUAUAUACAUUCAACAUACAGUACAUAAGUACAUUUACAUUAUUAACAUUCUUUCUGUGAGAGGGAUCCACGGAUAGAAAGACUUGUGACUUUGUAUAUUGUGACUAAAUAUUGUCAUCUAGUGUAUUUGUUGAGCUUUCAGUAAAUGAUACUGCAGCCAUGCUCCAAUGCAUGAUGGGAAGUGGAACCAUGACUGUGCGUCGUUCUACCAAUGGAUAUAUCUUCUCUGCUUUGGGAAAUAACUUGUGUAAAGAUGGUGUAAAGACAAAGAUCAAUUGCCAUCUUGUUUCCCCACAUUGCUUCCCAUGAUAUUUCUAACCAUAGAGAGAGGGAUUGCAAGGCUUUAGCAAAUUAAAGAAAGGCUCUAAAGGCUGCCAAAAUUCUUUCUCCUCAUUUAGCGCUGCCUUUUAUCUCUCUAUAUAGGUAAAACGGCGUCAUUACAGAUUAAGCGCGACAAUGAGUGAGAGGGUCGUGCAGCGCAUACGUUAAUUGCAUUAAUUAUUUUAACGUGACACAUUUUUAAAUAAAUUAAUUGCCGCCGUUAUCGGGAUAUUUUUGAUAACCCUACCUUAGGCCUAAACUAAAGACUUUGGAUGAGUGUAACAUAUUAUGUCUGUAACAUUAAUUACAAUUAGAAAGCGACUUAAUUAAAAUAUAGAUAUAUAUAUAUAUAUAUAUAAAAAAAGGCAUGGCCGAUAUUUUUUUUGCCGAUUCCGAUACUUUGAAAAUGACGUGAUCGGGACAUUUCUAAUGUUAAAUAUUGCUAUUGAUCCUGAAAAUAUGGGUGAUUAUCUCUGCAUAUGGUGAUUUUUGUGCAUCUAGCGUAAAAUUUGAGAAUUUAUAGCCAUUUUUUUUUUGUGGUUAUACUUGAAUAAAAAAUAAUCGAAAUUUUAUUCGGCAGCAACUUUAAAUUUUUGAAUGUCGCGGCUUUGGUUUUGUGUGUUUGAUAUUCGUGGUUCCCCUAUUUCAUUGCUGAAUUAAAUUGGAAUUAAAUCGUGUAUACCUGUCCACUGUGUCUCGAUAGCUGACACUUGCUCCAGCGUGAAUCCCAAGUGUUCAGCCAGACGCUUCCAGUCUCUUGGCUUCAGGAGCUCAUAGGCUAAGCGCCAGAUAAUGGAGCGAAUAUGCUUGGUCUCAUUUCGGUGGUCCAGUUUGAAUGUUAGCGGGUUCUCGCUGUGAAUACUCUCAUUCCAAUCUGGGUGGGCCUGGAGAAGUUAUUAAAUCCUGUCAGUGGGUUGAUAAAUGCCAGCUUUGCAAGAUGUGGGCAUUUGCAAUAGGAAUGUCAUUAUUUGAGCAUAAUGAAAAUCAAUGUGGAAAUCUCCAUUAAAUGAAAUAUAAAUUGUCGUUUGGUAGUGCCAUUCACCUACAAUUUCAUGAUCAAACAUGAGCUCGAGUCAAAAUUGCACAGAAAUGGGAAAAUGUCUCACCGUUUUCCAUGCCCUGUAUCGUUCUGCCUUGAUUAUCAUAUCCACAAUGAUCACUUCAUCUGCUCUGGCCGCCACACCGAGCACAGUCUUUCCUUGCUAGUCCAAAACGUGCAGCAAAAUAUAUUAAUUGGACAGGUCAGAACUGGAGUAAAGAGGAUUUUCCGUAAAACACUUUCACAUAUUAGUGUAUCACAAAAGU